CAGUUGUUGUUUUUUUUAAACACGGAAAUUUCAGUUGGCAAUCUCGAAAUGCAAAACUGGCUCGCGUGCUGCUUUUAACAACGUGAAGGUGUUUUUCUGGGUGCUUUUCUGCCAGGAUCUCGACGCGGUUGCCCGUACGACACGAGCCGUGUAGCAGGGUGAGGUCGACUUUUAACAACAGAUUCCCCUGGGAUAUAUUUUUUGACUGAUGGACUUGGGAGGAGGAGGCUGCUACUCUUGUAAUUCUAAACCAUCCAGUCAUCAAGUUGCUACACUGUGGCUUCACUGCAACGAGGACAACAGGAGAGAAACAUCACCUGGUCGUCUAUGAUCCAUUUUAUGAGGAUACACUGCUGUUUCUGCCGGAGAGUUUCUUUAUGCAACAACUACUGAGCUGAGCCGGUAAACCUGCGCUGAAAAUUAUUGGUUAAAGGAAUAAUGCCCCAGCCCACAGACAUGAUCAGUGUUGGAUUCCUGUCCGAGUCAGAGCAGGAGCUCAUCCUGGAGGUGUUGCGACGGGAUGAGGAACUGAGGCAGGCUGAGGAGCAGCGUGUGCGGAAGUUGAAGACAGAGCUGCUUGAUAUAAAGAGGAGGGGAGCCAAACGUGGCAGUGGAAGAUACAGUCAGCGCAGUUGUGGCAGAUGCCAGACACCUAUGAGUCGGCUGUCGAUUUCCUCCAGCCAGUGUAAGAUGUGCAACCACAAAGUGUGCAGCAGCUGCCGAAUAGUCCUCCCGGACGGAUCCUGGCUGUGCAGUGUGUGUGCCAAAGAGUCGGAUAUUAAGAAAAUGACGGGUGACUGGUUCUUCGAUCAAAGAGUGAACCGUUUCUCCACAACGCCUGGACACGACUUAGUGAGAGUCUCCAUGAAAAAGGACCCUCAGUUGAAGAAGCGCGAGACAACAGGAGAGAUGCUACUGAAAAAUGCUGAAAUAAAACCAGACCAGCCGUACCCUGUGCCUCGAGCCAGACAGAAAAAUCAGACGGAUAGCAAAGGUCAUCAAAGCAAUAACUCAGGAUCGUUAGCUUUAAGGGAAUCACUUGAAUCUAAGGAGGAUGUCGCGCCAAAGCAAACACGCAGUGACACGGAGUCUGCAGAAAAUGGCAGCUUAAUAAGCAGUCAAACUGAGACCGAGUCCAGCCAUGUGACCCCCGAGCCACCACGGAGGGAGAUACGCUCACGGUAUCCCAGCCCAGAUGGAGCCAGUGUUUCCAGCCUGACCAUCCCAGUGAAAACAAAUCUAGUCAGCGAUGACAGCUCCGGCACAGAAGCUAACGCUGCCCCCGAGGAAACAUCCGUCAGUCAGAGCCCCGAGUUGGAAGUUGAUCGACUCUUCAAAAAGAGCAUCAAACGAGCCCAAGGGCCUUCUGAGUUUGUGUCAACACUGGACCUGCGUAAUAGACCUGAGACACCAGAGGCCUCGAUGGGAAACAGAAGCCGUUCUGUACCAGGUCUAGACAUACAGGAAGACAGAGAGGAGGAUGAAGAUAUUGACAGCUUGGUUAACUUUCAUAAAAGGACGCUGGCUACGAGCUCCUCCAGCCUGCAAAGCUCGAAGAGCACAUUGGGCAGCCUGAUGAGUAUUUACAGUGAAGCCGGAGACUUUGACAGCGUGGAGGUGAGCGGAGACAUCACUUUCUCCUUGAGCUACGAUGAACAAAUCCAGAGCCUCCAGGUCGUCAUCAAGGAGUGCCACGGGCUGGCUCACGGCGAUACCACACGGCACCUUUCCAACCCUUAUGUGAAAUGUUAUCUACUUCCUGACAAAUCUCGCCAGAGCAAGAGGAAGACCGGCAUCAAGAGAAACAGUGUGAACCCAGUUUACAAUGAAACGCUGAAGUACUCCAUCGGUCGCUCCCAGCUCUUCACCCGCUCUAUGCUCAUAUCAGUGUGGCAUCAUGGUCGCCUCAGCCGCAACACCUUCCUGGGGGAGGUGGAGAUCCCUUUGGACAGCAGAGACCUUAGCUCCCCAUACGAGGAGCGCAUGGCUCUCAUGGCGAAGGCCUCCUAUGCUGUGCCAGCUUCUUCUUUUGUUCAAAACAAAGGAGAGUUGGUGAUCUCUCUGAAGUACGUCCAACCUAAAAAGCCAACAGCUGAGAGAGUAAAAGGAAAAAAGCAGCUGGCUGAGGAAGGAGGAGAACUGCAUGUUCUAAUUAAAGAGGCGAAGAAUUUGAUGGCAAUGAAACCAGGAGGCACCUCAGACAGCUUUGUGAAGGGGUACUUGUUCCCAACCAAGGCCAAGACCACAAAGAGGAAGACUCCGGUUGUGAAGAAAAAUCUGAACCCCCACUAUGACCACACAAUUGUGUACAAGGAUCUGACUCUGGAGCAGCUCAAGGGGAUGUGUCUGGAGCUGACGGUGUGGGACAGAGAGAGGCUGAGUAACGAAUUCCUGGGAGGAGUUCGUCUCAGCUCUGGAAACGCCACUGUCAAAAUGGGAAAAGAGGAAGUUGAAAUGGACUCAUCUGGCGAGGAGGUCAGUCUUUGGCAUAAGAUGAUGCAGUACCCCGACUCCUGGGCAGAGGGCACCCUUCUACUGCGCUCAUCUAUGGAAAAGGCUACGAGCAAAUGAGGACAGCCCAGGCCCAGAUCCAUGGCCAAAAGGUGGAUGAAAAGUACACAACAAACAGCUGAUUGGCUGUACGCAGAAAUGCAGUUCAUUGGCCAGCUGGAUACCAAACACCUGUACACACCGGUCUCGUUCUAUGGGGUUAAUUUUAGCCCGGACCCCCAGACUGGUCAGAAAUGUGCGUAAUGUGUGUAUUUAUUUUAAGAGCAUUUAUGUUGUCAUUUUAUGUAUUUUUAAAUAAAAUUAUUGAUAGUUAUAUAACAUCAAUCAAAUGCCUGCACAGCACUUAGCAUAGACCCACAAUAUGUUACCCCAUUCUCUUUAACUGUGUACAGAAUUAUACUUAAACGUGGGAAAACAAGUUACUGUUAACAGACACUGUUGUGCACUGUUUAAUAUACACAGUUAUAUUUUACAUAAACACUCAUGUCAAAAGAUAUAUUUAUACAAGUUUUACUUUUUAUUAUAAAAUGUGUCUUUUUGCGGAUAUAAAUGUACACUCAAUAAAACCAGACAAAUUAAAAACA
Labrus mixtus (cuckoo wrasse) is the source of this 3095-nucleotide messenger RNA. RefSeq names its product synaptotagmin-like 4 (gene sytl4). The record is from RefSeq and is a predicted model, not a curated record. Gene Ontology annotation, cellular component: plasma membrane; exocytic vesicle. The coding region runs from base 439 to 2571 and encodes 710 amino acids. NCBI's taxonomy places the organism in Eukaryota, Metazoa, Chordata, Actinopteri, Labriformes, Labridae. Gene Ontology annotation, molecular function: small GTPase binding; neurexin family protein binding. Gene Ontology annotation, biological process: intracellular protein transport; exocytosis. The transcript is spliced from 18 exons.